GGUCCUUCAGGUAGGAGGUCCUGGGUGACUUUGGGCGUCCGCUCCUCCUAGGUGCACUGAGUCCCGGCUGCCGGCGUUGCUCGUUUGUGUUCUCCCUGCUUCCGUGCCCUCCGCCGCCACCAUGCUCCGCCAGAUCCUCAACCAGGCCAAGAAGCAUCCCAGCUUGAUCCCCCUCUUCAUAUUUAUCGGAGCCGGGGGUACUGGAGCAGCGCUGUAUGUCACACGGCUGGCAUUGUUCAAUCCAGAUGUCUGUUGGGACAGAAAAAAUAACCCAGAACCCUGGAACAAAGUGGCUCCCAAUGAGCAAUAUAAGUUCUACGCAGUGAAUGUAGAUUACAGCAAACUGAAGAAAGAAGGUCCAGACUUCUAAAUGAAUGUUUCACUAUAAAGCUGCUUAAAAUGAAGGUCUUCCAGAGCCAUCCGCACAAUUUUCCACUUAACCAGGAAAUAUUUCCCCUUCCAAAUGCACAAAAUCAUGUUGGUGUAUUGUGUUGGGGUUUACACUGAUCAAUAAAUAUUUGAAACUUGA
Messenger RNA from Pipistrellus kuhlii (Kuhl's pipistrelle), 529 nucleotides. It is a transcript of the gene COXFA4, whose product is annotated as NDUFA4 mitochondrial complex associated. Bases 122 to 370 code for a protein of 82 amino acids. The transcript has 4 exons. NCBI's taxonomy places the organism in Eukaryota, Metazoa, Chordata, Mammalia, Chiroptera, Vespertilionidae. The record is from RefSeq and is a predicted model, not a curated record.